Messenger RNA from Pezoporus flaviventris, 733 nucleotides. RefSeq names its product ubiquitin carboxyl-terminal hydrolase 36-like. NCBI's taxonomy places the organism in Eukaryota, Metazoa, Chordata, Aves, Psittaciformes, Psittacidae. The record is from RefSeq and is a predicted model, not a curated record. The transcript is spliced from 2 exons. The coding region runs from base 1 to 687 and encodes 228 amino acids.
AUGGACCGCAGCACAUUGGGUAUGGAACCAGAGCUGUGGAACAGCCCCUCCCCAGGGAAGCUGCCCGUUACAUCACUGCCAACCGAAGCAGCCUUCAAAGCCACCUGUGUGGGCACAGUGCUGCCCAGUGCCACAGCCCAGAGCCCAGAGCCUCCCAGGUCCACGUCACCCCUGGGCUCCAGCAUCACCAGCAGAGCAAGCUCAGCUGAAGCAGAUCAUCCUCAGCAGAGCUCCUGGGAGGAAAGGACGUUACCUGCCCAGGCCACAUCCCCAGUGCUGUUGGGCCUCACCCAGCAGCCUGGGAGCACUGGGCAUAGAGCCUGUGACUCGGGGGAGGACUCGGGAAGCGGCAGUGCUGCCAGCCCAGCGCCUGCUGCAGUGGGGAAGCUGGACACAGUUUCCCAGGAGGCCGGGAGCAGAACCAGCAGCUCCAGCACCUCUUGGGAGACAGACUGUGGCACCGACGUCCCCAGUGUCACGCCGGCUGCCCCCACAACCAUCAGGCGCAUGAAGGUGAAAUCGCCCUGGUUGGCCAGUGCUGCUGUGGGCAGAGCAGCAGCACACCACCACCACCGGCCAAGAAGCUGGCGCUCUCUGCCGGAAAGUCCCCGCAGGGCAGGAAGCUGCACAGGAGUGACCACCACGCACGGCCUCGCGCGCAAGCCGUUGGCAGCAGCUUCCCACUGAACAGCAGCUGCCCCAGCUCGCCUCUGCUGCCUUUGGGCACGUGCAG